AUGUCUCCGGGGACUCUGGGGGACCUGGCUUCCUUGCCGCCCCUCCCUCCAGUGCGUCCACCGCCUCCCUGGUCUGGAUGCGGCGCGUGCGCCCCCAGUCACUCACGCCUGCGGUGGAGGGGCGGACCUGCUCCCUGCGCCACCUCCCGCAACCCCCUCCCCUCGCCUGUCUGUUGCUUGAGGCCACUAAGGUGCUGCCACACAAGCCCCACCCCAGGCCACCCUGCGUGGAGCAGGAGACUCAAGACGGAGGUGCGGGAUGGACAAGAGGGACAAGGGCAGGGCAGGGGCUCCUGCGCAGACCGCGGCUUCUCGCUCUCCGGGUCUUCGGAAAACCCCCAAACUUCCAGGGUCUGUUCGGCCCCUCCCCCAGUAAUCCCCACAGCCUCCCGAGUUCUUGGAGCUGCGGGGCGAGUGCCCCCAGCCGAACGGUCCGGGGACAUUCGGACAGCCACCCUCCUGGAAGCUACUCCUCGAGUGGGAGCCACGCGGAGCGCUGGGGCAGGUCCCAGAAGCCCAGCCUCCAGGCUCCCAGCAGUGGAGGAGAGGGGCGCAGACUCCUGCCAAGACUCCUGGCCCAGGCUCCAUCUCUAUCCUGGGACGUGUCAGCGGGACCACCAGGCUAGGCCCUCUUGGGCAGAAAGGGCUCCGGCCCCAGCUGAGGAAUCUAUGGCAGAGGAAAACCCCCAGAAACUUCCAGAAGGACUGCCCUGAAUGCAGGGCAUGGAGAGGUAUGUGACCUGGGGAGGACUGGGGCUCCUGGGCAAUGAGGGGCACCAGCCUGGAAGUAUUGAUGACUCUUUGGCCUUCUGCUUUGUCCCUAGACUCUUCUGAGCCCACCCGAAGUGCUUCUUCCCCAGCUAUCUCCCGUCGGUCUCGGGGUGGGGGUGCUGAGUGGGGCUCCCCCGGCAGCUUCAAAUGCGCGGGCCGCGACCACCGACUGAAGUCCCCAGGAAAUCAGUGAGCAGUGCCACAGAGCGUAGUACCCGUGGAGCCGAGCCCCGUGGCUAGGCGGCGACCCAGCUGCGGCGGGAGCCUCCAGAGGCCAGCCUCGCGCCCCCUGGGCUCCAACACCACCCUUUUGUCCUCUCCAGCCCGCUCCGGGCCUCGCUAGGUGGAACAUCUGGGGCGCUGGGGCAUCCCUCGCAGGCCAAACCGAAAGGGCUGCAGGCUCCGCGUCCACGGCAGGUCGCACCCCCAAGGAAGGGCACAGCCAUCCAGCAGAGCCUUUCUCCUCUGGCUGUAUCACCUCCACCGCAUCCGACUGCACAACUGGCACCGCCUGUCCAUAACACAGGCAUUCCUCUGAGGAACACGUCUCCUACCUCUCCACCGACUGCGCCUCCUUCCCAGUCCCUUACAAGUCCCUUGGCCACGCUCUUUCCACUAGCACCUCUUCCCUCUGUUCCACCCUCUCCACAGCCCCUCCCCUGUCUGCGAGACACACUUCCUUUGCCAGCCCCACUCACACACCUGGACACAUCCUUUCCUGAGGCACCCAUCUCUCCCACGGCCAAUUUUCUGGCUCCAU
Messenger RNA from Phyllostomus discolor (pale spear-nosed bat), 1531 nucleotides. Its product is annotated as protein FAM193B. NCBI's taxonomy places the organism in Eukaryota, Metazoa, Chordata, Mammalia, Chiroptera, Phyllostomidae. The record is from RefSeq and is a predicted model, not a curated record. Bases 1 to 714 code for a protein of 237 amino acids. The transcript is spliced from 5 exons.